This is a messenger RNA of Diplodia corticola, 2484 nucleotides long. Its product is annotated as alpha-mannosidase family protein. NCBI's taxonomy places the organism in Eukaryota, Fungi, Ascomycota, Dothideomycetes, Botryosphaeriales, Botryosphaeriaceae. The transcript has 4 exons. Gene Ontology annotation, biological process: protein deglycosylation; carbohydrate metabolic process; glycoprotein catabolic process. Gene Ontology annotation, molecular function: peptide-N4-(N-acetyl-beta-glucosaminyl)asparagine amidase activity; carbohydrate binding. Gene Ontology annotation, cellular component: nucleus; cytosol. The record is from RefSeq and is a predicted model, not a curated record. The coding region runs from base 1 to 2484 and encodes 827 amino acids.
AUGCGUCUCAAGCACAUCUUCGCUCUUUCGCUAGCCUACCUCAGUACCGCCCCCGUGCGCGCCCAGGACGAUGCUCUCCAGUACGUUGACCAGUUGAUUGGGAGCAGCAACGGAGGAAAUGUGUUCCCGGGUGCAACUCGUCCCUUUGGCAUGGCCAAAGCAGUGGCCGACACGGACUCGGAGAGUAACCAGGGCGGUUUCACCACCGACGGAGCCAACAUCACUGGCUUCUCCCAGAUGCACGAUUCCGGAACCGGAGGGAGCCCUUCGCUCGGCUUGUUUGCUCUCUUCCCGUACACCAGCUGCCCAGGCGACGACAUCGAUAACUGUGUGUUCCCAAAAAAGGCCAGGAGGACCCAGUUCGCCAACGAUUCGGUGAAAGCCAGUCCCGGAUACUUUUCCGUAACCCUGGACAGUGGUAUCCAAGUCGAGAUGACUGCUGCAGCACACACGAACCUGUUCCGCUUCAGCUUUCCUUCUUCUGGCCCCGACGGUGGCGCUCCAAGCCCGCUGAUUCUUAUGGAUUUGACCGAUCUCUCAGACUCGCGCCAGGACAAUGGGACCAUCACCGUCGACGCCGACACGGGCAGGAUGAAGGGAAACGCCCGGUUUCUCCCCAGCUUCGGACAAGGCAACUACGUCGCGUACUUCUGUGCCGAUUUCCAGGGGGCCAAUGUGCGUGACAACGGGAUUUUUGUGAACAGCAGGGCCAGCACAUCGGUCAAGAACCUGACCAUAUCCCGGUCCAUCAACGGAUAUCCCCUCCCGGGAGGUGGCUUCAUCCGCUUCGACGAUCCCGGAGAGCAGGCAGUGCUGGCGCGGGUGGGCGUCAGCUUAAUCAGCGAGGAGCAGGCCUGCAGCAAUGCCGAGUCGGAGAUGGCCGACUUUGACUUCCAAGGCACCCAGGACGGAGCGGUCGAGGAGUGGAGGCAGAAGCUCAGCCCGGUCCAGGUCAACCCCAACGGCGUCGACCGGGACCUGCUCGUCAACUUCUACAGCGGCAUCUACCGCGUCUUUGUCAACCCUCAGGACUACACGGGCGAGAACCCGCUGUGGACGAGCGACGAGCCGUAUUUCGACUCGCUCUAUUGCAUCUGGGAUCUGUUCCGCUCGCAGCUGCCGUUCCUGACCAUCGUGGAUCCUGAGCAGGUCACCCGCAUCGUGCGCUCUUUGAUCGACACGUACCGCCACGUUGGCUGGCUUCCUGACUGCCGGAUGAGUCUGAACAAGGGCUACACCCAGGGCGGCUCCAACGCGGACGUGGUCCUCACCGACGCCUACCUCAAGGGGCUGCGCGACGGCAUCGACUGGGACGACGCGUAUGCAGCCGUGGUGAAGGACGCAGAAGACGAGCCGUACGACUGGUGCUGCCAGGGCCGCGGCGGGCUCGACAGCUGGAAGACGCUGGGCUACAUCCCCGUGCAGGACUUCGACUACAAGGGCUUCGGCACCAUGACGCGCAGCAUCUCGCGCACCCUCGAGUACUCGUACAACGACUUCACCAUCGCCAGCCUCGCCGCCCGCCUCGACCGCGGCGCCGCCGACGUCGACAAGUACACGGACCGCAGCAGCAACUGGAAGAACCUCUUCCAGCCCAACCAGACGUCCUUCCUCAACGGCACCGACACGGGCUUCGUCGGCUUCUUCCAGCCCCGCUACCUCAACGGCACCUGGGGCUUCCAGGACCCGCUGCGCUGCUCCAACAUCGACCCCUUCCCGGACAGCGUGUGCUCGCUGCAGAACACGGCGGGCGAGACGUUCGAGUCGUCCAUCUGGGAGUACGCCUUCUUCGUCCCGCACGACCAGGCCGCCCUCAUCGCCUCCUUCGGCGGGCCCGCCGCCUUCGUCCGCCGCCUCGACCACCUGCACGACGCCAACAUCACCUACAUCGGCAACGAGCCGAGCUUCCUCACCGUCUUCCAGUACCACUACGCCGGCCGCCCCGCCCUGUCCGCCCGCCGCGCCCACUACUACAUCCCGGGCUUCUUCGGCACCACCCCCGGCGGCCUGCCCGGCAACGACGACAGCGGCACCGGCGGCGCCUUCGUCGCCUUCGCCAUGCUCGGCCUGUUCCCCAACCCCGGCCAGGACGUCUACCUGAUCGUGCCGCCCUUCUUCGAGGACGUCAACGUCACCAGCCCCGUCACGAACAAGACGGCCCGCGUGCGCAACGUCGGCUUCGAUCCCACGUACGAGGCCAUCUAUAUCCAGAGCGCCACGCUGGACGGCGUCGACUACACGCGGAACUGGGUCGAUCACAGCUUCUUCACCGAGGGGAAGGAGCUGGUGCUGACGCUGGGCCGGAACGAGAGCAAGUGGGGGACGAGGGUCGAGGAUCUGCCGCCCAGCGUGAGCGAGUAUACUGGCUUCAAUGAGACGGCGUGGAGCGGGAGUGCGAGCAGGGCGAGGAGGAGGGCGCCGGUGCAGCCGAGACUUCCGAUGGCGGUGGACUUUUGGCCCGAGGGGAAGGUUGGGGGGUUGUAG